Molecule: messenger RNA, 291 nt
Organism: Arabis nemorensis
Lineage: Eukaryota; Viridiplantae; Streptophyta; Magnoliopsida; Brassicales; Brassicaceae
Source: the annotation of a GenBank genome assembly
AUGAGCGCGCGCGGCGGUGCAAGGGCUGCGUCUGGCGGGUUCGGCGGCUCAGGUGGUGGAGGUGGCCUCGCCUUUGGACGCUCCGUAGUCUCGCAGUCUCGAGAGGGUGGGGCGGAGGUCGUAGGUCAGAGGGCCAGAGGCUCCACUCGAGCCAAGCCGGGAGGGGGAGGGAUGGAGCUCGGAGGAUUGCCUUUCUCCGGUGAAGACACACCGGCGAGUGAAAAGGGAGACCUCUUCCUAGCGCAGAUCGUACGAAGCAAAACGCCGGCCACACAGAGCCUCCGUCGUUAG